Papaver somniferum (opium poppy) is the source of this 1107-nucleotide messenger RNA. RefSeq lists its product as uncharacterized. The record is from RefSeq and is a predicted model, not a curated record. NCBI's taxonomy places the organism in Eukaryota, Viridiplantae, Streptophyta, Magnoliopsida, Ranunculales, Papaveraceae. The transcript has a single exon. Gene Ontology annotation, biological process: meristem development; meristem maintenance. The coding region runs from base 1 to 1107 and encodes 368 amino acids.
AUGCCAAACAUAGAUGAUGAGUUGUUUACCGUGACUUUUCCGAACGUUAGAUUUCAUCCUGGCCAUAAGUGGGUCCUGCUCACAGGCUCAGAAAAUGAAGAGACUGCUUCGUCCGCUCCCCCAACACAUGCGAUGAGGUUCUGUCUUCGUAGAAAUGAAUAUCCUGCAUAUCCUAUUGAUUUCAAGGUUUGCCACACUCCACUGAACUCUUAUGAAGGAUGGAUGAGGCAUAUGUUGAGUAAUGAGCGCAUCAGAGAUAACUUGGCCAGGGCGCAGAUUGUUGAAACUAUCAUGGCGUCUGCAACACUUCACAUCAGGAAAGACGCUGCAGGUUUGAUUACUUUCAUUUCUCGAUGGCGCCCUUCCACACAUACAUCUAUAUGUAGAUGGGGAGAAAUGACUAUUACUCUGGAAAGCGUAGCCGUGUUGCUGAAUCUCCCUGUUGCGGGAAGUUUCCACUAUAAACUAUCCAUCGAAGAGAAUUCUACCCUUGAUGCUAUACUUCGAAAGGCGGAAGAGUAUAAUCAACAGAAGAAAGGCGAUAAAUGCUUUUACACUUGGUGGGUUUCUCAAUGGUUUCCUACAAGACCAAGGCCGGGCCAGGUACUGGAUGAUGAACUCAGUGUGGUCGCAUUUCUGUCUUUGUGGCUGUCUAGGGACAUCUUCGAUAACGACUCUGGGAAGAAGACUAUAAGACACGGUAUUGUCAUGUUUGCCAUAAAGUUAGCGAAAAGAGUGGUUCUCCCCUUAGGAAGUUUAUUCCUUGGAUCGUUGUACCCCCAUCUGGAAACUUUGGCAGCAGACAUGCACGCUUCCAACGGGUACAAGAAAGUGGAGUCGCAUGUUCACAUAUCUUUCUUCCAAGCAUGCUUAUGGGAACAUUUCAAAGAUUAUGCUCCCGUCCCUACAGCUUCGUUUUCUAGUUUGUAUGGUGGUUCGAGAAUACUCCGUUGGCAAAACAGACGACCAAAACCUGGGUUAAGGCUCAUUGAUGUUCUCGAUAACGUGCACGCCAUAGAUUUCCGUCCGUGGGGACCGGUUCAUUCUUCCGUGGUUCAGCCAAAAACCUUUGCCACUGUUCUCGACACUGUGUUGCACACCGAUUGA